Molecule: messenger RNA, 888 nt
Organism: Argiope bruennichi
Lineage: Eukaryota; Metazoa; Arthropoda; Arachnida; Araneae; Araneidae
Product: KRAB-A domain-containing protein 2-like
Exons: 2
Coding region: 1-888 (295 amino acids)
Biological process (GO): DNA integration
Molecular function (GO): nucleic acid binding
Source: RefSeq, a predicted model, not a curated record
AUGCUGCUGCUAAAAAGCAUCAACAAUACAACUCCAUCCGGAAUGGACGCACGCCGCUUCAAAAGACUAACUCUCAAAUUGUAUGAAGAGUCUGGUGUCCCUAUUGAACCCUGUGGUCAAAAUGAAAUAAAACAGUUUGAAGAAGUCUUGGAUGUUCAAGUACACAUUUCAGCAGAGCAUUUUAACAAGUGUCAAAUGAAACACAGUGCACCUAAGAAAGAUAUUGUUGAGAAACCAAUGAUCAGUUCUGAGUUAAGAUCUCAAGUUGAUCUGAUAGAUCUGCAGUCAAACUCAGAUGGUGAAUAUAAGUUCAUAAUGGUGUAUCAAGAUCAUUUAACUAAGUUUGUCCAGCUACGACCUUUGAAAACUAAGAGGGCUGAAGAAGUAGCGUAUCGCGUUCUUCCAAUAUUUUUAACAUUUGGUGCUCCAGCAAUAUUGCAAUCAGAUAAUGGUAGAGAAUUCAGUAAUCAAGUCAUAUCCGAAAUAUGCGCUAUGUGGAAAGAUGUUAAGAUAGUUCGCGGAAAGCCUCGUCACAGUCAAACACAAGGCUCAGUUGAAAGGGCCAAUCAGGAUAUACAGAAUAUGCUAACUGCAUGGAUGAACGAUAACAAUACAAAUAAAUGGUCAGAAGGUUUACCCUUUGUUCAAUUUGCCAAGAACACUACAUACCACGAAGGAAUACGCCAAAGUCCUUAUGAAGUCAUGUUUGGCAUUAAAGCGAAAAGAGGCAUAGCAUCAUCUUUUUUGCCUAGCGAACAAAUCGCAAGUAUCGAAACUGAGGAACAGCUUCAAGAAACUGGUAAUACUUCUGAAAAAAAUUUGAGCGGUGGUCAAACCGAAAACCAAAUUCCAAAGAAAAAUAUUGAAGAGGAUGUGAAGACGUGGUAG